CAAUAAUGGAAACUGACCAGUGCCGUGUUUUUCUGUGAUGCUUUCAAAGGCACCGUGAGAAAUGUUUAAAAUUUAAUAUUUUCUAAAAUACAAUGAGCUUUUUGAAAUUGGCCAGAAAACCUGGUAUUAGUUACGCCGCAGAAGCGAUUUUGCGACGGUCAACUGAAAAUUCAGGAGAAGCAAAACAACUAACCUCAAAAUGUAAAUCUCUGAACACCAUCGAAAAUGCUCGAAUUUUUCCAAAGCAUGCGACAAAGCUGCCAGUCAUUAGCACUUCUAGACAAACGCUUUUUAAAAGAAUAGAACGAUGUACCAGCUCGGCUACUUCGUUUCGUUAUUUUUCAACAAAAAGCGAUGGUACAGAUGACAUUCCUCCAGAAGAAGAUAACUUUAAUCCUCAGUUACCCGCCCCAGUAGCAGUGCCUGAAGUAUGGCCUCACGUCCCCGUAGUAGCCAUCAGUCGCAACAUAGUAUUUCCAAGAUUCAUAAAGCUGAUAGAAUUGACCAAUCCACAAUUAAUCGAGCUGAUACGCAGAAAAGUGAAAUUAAACCAACCUUACUGUGGUAUUUUUUUGAAGAAAAAUGCCGAAGAUGAAUCGGAAGUAGUGAAUAAUGCAGACGAUGUUUAUAAUGUCGGAGUAUUUGCGCAAAUUCAUGAAAUGCAGGAUUUAGGAGACAGGUUGAGAAUGGUGGUUAUGGCUCAUAGAAGAAUAAAAAUUACUGGACAGAUCUUAGAUAAUAUUGAGGAUGAACCUAAAGCUAUGAAAAUCAAGUUUCCCAUAUUCAAUACAACGGUAAACGUAUUUCCAGAAGAAUCAGAUACAGGAAGACGUCGUGGCAAGAACCGUAAUAAUCGUUUUAAAAGACCUAUAGAAGACAAACAGGGUUCAAAUUUAGAUGCUGAAAAAAGUGCCCAGAAAGAGCCCUUUUUAAUAGCAGAGGUUGAAAAUGUAGUACAUAACAAAUUUCGACAAACCGAAGAAGUCAAAGCUUUAACCCAAGAAGUUAUCAAAACUAUAAGAGAUAUUAUAAGCCUGAACCCUCUGUAUAGAGACAGUUUGCAACAAAUGAUGCAUCAAGGACAAAGAGUUGUUGAUAACCCUGUAUAUUUGUCUGAUUUGGGUGCAGCUUUAACAGCCGCAGAGAGUAAAGAGCUGCAAGAGGUGUUGGAGGAAAUGGACAUCCCGAAACGGUUAAUGCUUUCUUUGUCACUCCUUAAAAAGGAGUAUGAACUAUCCAAACUGCAGCAAAAAAUCGGACGAGAAGUGGAAGAAAAAGUGAAACAGCACCACCGAAAAUAUAUCCUGCAGGAACAAUUAAAAGUAAUUAAGAAAGAAUUGGGAUUGGAAAAAGAAGACAAAGACGCUGUUGGAGAUAAAUUUAGAGAAAGGAUCAAAGAUAAGGUUUUGCCUCAGGCCGUGUCUGCUGUUAUUGAAGAGGAAUUAAACAAACUUAACUUUCUAGAAAGUCAUAGUUCAGAAUUUAAUGUAACGAGAAAUUACUUGGAUUGGCUAACGUCCUUGCCAUGGGGCGUACAGAGCGAAGAAAAUCUCAAUCUUCAGAGGGCUUCCGAGAUCUUAGAUCAAGACCACUACGGUAUGGAAGACAUAAAACGUAGAAUUUUGGAAUUCAUAGCCGUGAGUCAGCUGAAAGGCAGUACCCAGGGGAAAAUCCUGUGUUUCCAUGGACCACCGGGAGUGGGAAAGACCAGCAUAGCCAAAUCCAUAGCCAGGGCGUUGAACAGGGAAUAUUUUAGAUUCUCUGUGGGAGGGAUGACGGAUGUGGCGGAAAUAAAAGGCCACAGGCGUACUUAUGUGGGGGCGAUGCCCGGAAAAGUGAUACAGUGCCUUAAAAAAACCAGGACCGAGAAUCCUUUGGUCCUUAUUGACGAAGUCGACAAAAUUGGCAAGGGUUACUCCGGCGAUCCAAGCUCCGCCCUCCUCGAAUUACUAGACCCGGAACAGAACGCGAACUUUCUCGAUCACUACCUCGACGUACCGGUCGAUUUGUCCAAAGUGCUGUUCAUCUGCACCGCGAACGUGCUGGAUACCAUCCCGGAACCGUUGAGGGAUCGUAUGGAGAUGAUCGAAAUGUCGGGUUACGUGGCGGAAGAAAAACUGGCUAUCGCGCAGCAAUACCUGCUGCCCCAGGCGAUGAGGGAUAGCGGCCUGAAAGACGACCGAAUCAAAGUGGAAGACGACGCCCUCAAUAUGCUCAUCAAGAAUUAUUGCAGGGAGUCGGGUGUUAGAAACUUGCAGAAGCACAUCGAGAAGGUCGUGAGGAAGGUCGCGUACAAGGUGGUGAAAGACGAGACGCAGUUUAUUGACGUGGAGUCUAGCAACUUGCAAGAUUUCGUCGGCAAACCGGUAUUCACCCACGACAGGAUGUACAGUACCACCCCGCCGGGGGUCGUUAUGGGAUUAGCGUGGACGGCCAUGGGCGGUUCUACGCUGUACGUCGAGACGACUACGAGGAGACUGCCGACGAACGACAAAGAUACCGAAGGCAGUCUGGAGCUCACCGGUCAUUUGGGGGAUGUGAUGAAAGAGUCCGCCAAGAUUGCACUCACAGUUGCCAGAAACUUCCUGGUGCAGAACGAUCCCCAAAACAAAUUCCUAUUAUCCAGUCACCUGCACUUGCAUGUGCCGGAAGGUGCGACGCCCAAAGACGGGCCCAGCGCUGGGUGCACCAUAGCCACGGCCUUGCUCUCGCUCGCGAAGGGCAAACCCAUCAAACAGGACCUCGCUAUGACCGGAGAAAUAUCUCUUAUGGGCAAAGUGUUGCCCGUGGGCGGCAUCAAAGAAAAAACUAUCGCUGCUAAGAGAUCUGGGGUGAAAUGUAUCAUUUUACCGGAGGAGAACAAGAAAGACUUUAACGAUCUGCCAAAGUUCAUCACUGAAGGCUUAGAGGUGCACUUCGUUAGUCAGAUCGACGAGGUGUACAAAAUAGCGUUCGAGGAAAAUUAAGGGUUUUCCGAAUUUUUAAUCUGUAAAACGGUCGCGGGUUUUUUGUAAAUUACGCACCCCCGAUCGAUCUUUGCUGAAUAAAAAAAGGAUGUGAUUGCGCGUUUUUUUAUUCUACUGUUAUGUAUAUAUGUGUAGUUUAUUAUUUGGAAUAAUAAAUUACUUUUUUUAAAA
Messenger RNA from Cylas formicarius (sweet potato weevil), 3137 nucleotides. Its product is annotated as lon protease homolog, mitochondrial. The record is from RefSeq and is a predicted model, not a curated record. Gene Ontology annotation, biological process: protein catabolic process; protein quality control for misfolded or incompletely synthesized proteins; chaperone-mediated protein complex assembly. The transcript has 9 exons. Gene Ontology annotation, cellular component: mitochondrial matrix. Bases 93 to 2966 code for a protein of 957 amino acids. Lineage: Eukaryota; Metazoa; Arthropoda; Insecta; Coleoptera; Brentidae. Gene Ontology annotation, molecular function: ATP-dependent peptidase activity; serine-type endopeptidase activity; ATP hydrolysis activity.